Molecule: messenger RNA, 2009 nt
Organism: Perognathus longimembris pacificus (Pacific pocket mouse)
Lineage: Eukaryota; Metazoa; Chordata; Mammalia; Rodentia; Heteromyidae
Gene: Pisd
Product: phosphatidylserine decarboxylase
Exons: 8
Coding region: 469-1599 (376 amino acids)
Biological process (GO): phosphatidylethanolamine biosynthetic process
Cellular component (GO): mitochondrion
Molecular function (GO): phosphatidylserine decarboxylase activity
Source: RefSeq, a predicted model, not a curated record
ACUUUCGGAGCUGCUGGUUGGCUCCUUCAACGCUGGGAACCUUGGAACCCAAGAGACCUAAGGAACUUAACUUGACCAAGUUGAGGCCUUUUCCUCCCGCCCCCCGCCCCCCGGGGCGGUCACCGGCCAGCCGGCUGCUUGAGCUCACUUCCUCCCAUCGCAUCGCGUCUGGCGGGUGGGGCGCAGCCGGGAAGUGUCGCCUCUGCGGGUUCCUCUGCUGCCCCCGGGCAGGCCUGGCACCUGAGGCCGAGGGAGCGCCCUGACUAACCCACGCUCCGCGAGCCUCGGCGAGAACCUGGAAUUGGUGCCAGCAGCGCCCCUGGAGCCGUGACAGCGCAGGAGAUCCUCCCGCAGGGGAAGGGGAGGCAGGAGGAAAAACAAAGGAGAGCGAGGAGAGAGGGAGAGCGAGUGAGCGAGCAAGCGAGUGAGCCAGCCAGCCUUGCGCCGCCCUCCCUGCGCCUGCCCACGAUGUGUCAGUCAGAGGCACGGCGAGGACCAGAGCUCCAAGCAGCAGCGAAAUGGUUGCACUUUCCUCAGCUGGCCCUGCGGCGGAGGCUGGGCCAGCUGAGCUGCAUGUCCAGACCUGCCCUGAAACUCCGCUCCUGGCCCCUGACCAUCCUCUACUACCUCCUGCCCUUCGGCGCCCUCCGGCCACUCAGCCGGGUGGGAUGGAGGCCUGUGAGCAGGGUAGCCCUGUAUAAGUCAGUGCCAACACGACUGCUGUCGCGGGCGUGGGGCCGCCUCAACCAGGUGGAGCUGCCGCACUGGCUGCGCAGGCCUGUCUACAGCCUGUACAUCUGGACCUUCGGGGUGAACAUGAAGGAGGCGGCUGUGGAGGACCUGCACCACUACCGCAACCUCAGCGAGUUCUUCCGGCGCAAGCUGAAGCCGCAGGCCCGGCCUGUCUGCGGCCUGCACAGCGUGAUUAGCCCAUCCGAUGGGAAGAUCCUUAACUUUGGACAGGUGAAGAACUGUGAGGUGGAGCAGGUCAAGGGGGUCACCUACUCCCUGGAGUCGUUCCUGGGCCCUCGCACCCACAUGGAGGACCUGCCUUUCCACCCAGCCGCUCACUCGUGUGAGUCCUUCCGGAACCAGCUGGUCACUCGUGAAGGGAAUGAGCUGUACCACUGUGUCAUCUACUUGGCUCCUGGGGACUACCACUGCUUCCACUCACCCACCGACUGGACGGUCUCCCACCGCCGCCACUUCCCAGGCUCCCUAAUGUCUGUGAACCCGGGCAUGGCACGCUGGAUUAAAGAGCUUUUCUGCCACAACGAGCGCGUGGUCCUGACGGGGGACUGGAAACACGGUUUCUUCUCCCUCACCGCCGUGGGCGCCACCAACGUGGGCUCCAUUCGGAUCUACUUUGACCGGGACCUGCACACCAAUAGCCCGAGGUACAGCAAGGGCUCCUACAAUGACUUCAGCUUCGUGACACAUGCCAACAAGGAGGGCGUGCCCAUGCGGAAGGGUGAGCACCUUGGCGAGUUCAACCUGGGGUCUACCAUCGUGCUCAUCUUUGAGGCGCCCAAGGACUUCAACUUCAGGCUAAAGGCGGGCCAGAAGAUCCGUUUUGGGGAGGCGCUGGGCUCCCUCUAGGGUUCUUCCUGGCUGCAGCUGCUGAAGAGUCUUUCCGCGUAGAAGCUGGCGGUCUUUUAGAGGCGUCCCAGGCUCUGUGGGUGAGGGGGCAUGGCAGGGCCAUCCUGGUAGGACCUGAAUGAUCUGCUCCUGCCUGUGGAGGUUCUAGAUUCCCCAGGCAGACAGAACCCCUGAUGGGCCUGGGCCUCGCAGAGGCGGUACAUGUGGGGCUGGCCUCACAAAUCACUUUCUAACAUUGUAUAAAAUGGAGACUCCAUGUCUGAGUUGAGCUGGUGUUAGGGUAUUAUUUGAUGGUGACAAGUGCUGACACAGCGUGGCUUUUCUGGUGCCCCUUCUUGCUUUGGCCUUAUCCCGCGGCCUCCCUGCAUCGUAGCAGCGUGAGGCAUCUCCUUGGCAUGGACUGCGGGCCC